GGACAGUGGGCUUUAAUAGCUAUGGAGUAAAUGUAUUCACUAUCACCUAAUCACAGCCAGAUUUCCCCAACCAGGAUCCAUAGUGAUUGACUGACAUUGCCCUACUUUGCAAUCAAAUGUGUGAGCACCUUCAUGAUUUGAUGAGAUGGUAGACUCUGGGGACUCCACCUUAUCCCUGGACAAUCUGUUUUUUGAGAAACCCAUUGUCCACAAAGUAAAACCACUGCACCAGGAUGUCAGCCCAUGGCAGCUGGAAGUGCCUCCAUCUCUUUCUCAGGUUCCAUCCACUCAGGAUAUGCAGAAGGAGGCAGAGUCUCUCUCCACCCUAUAUAAUUUCUCACAGGUACCCAAGACAUGCCUGCCUCCUUUUAAAGGAUCAGCUGGCCUUAAGGUUUUACCAUCAAAAAUCAACAGUCCUUUCAAUAAUCAAAACAUUUUUGAGGACACUAAUAGUGGCAACAAUAGAAGAUCUGAUGACUUUUGGGGAGGUGAAGGGUUCAGGGAUGAUUCUAGUGGCAGAAGUGGAGAUGAAACCUUGCAGAACUCUGGUCAUGCAGCCAUCAGCAGGAGGGGAAGGUCUCUGGAAUGCAGCAAAAGCCCACCACUACGGAAAAGCUUGUUCAAGGUUCAGUUGUUGAAUAGUGGAGGUGACUCGUCAAACACAGAUGACCUCAGAAGCAGCAUCAACAGCCAGACAGCAUCCAGACCUCAAACUUUUCUCAGUCCGGUUACCAUGGCGACAGUGCCUCCUCCUCUUCAGCCGCCACUGGUGACAGUUAGCCAGGCAGCUCCUCCUUUCUCCCCCUUCCCACCCCCUCCUCUGGGCUCAUCUGCAGCGAGUGACCAACCCCCGCAGAAGGCGGCACAUGCUGAGAUGCGGGACAAGGGCACAAAGAGAGCCUUCGUUCCACCCAUGACGCCGCAGCCGCUUCACAUACAAGGGUCCUCUGGGUCUGGAGUUUUGCGACCGGUUUCUGAAAUCCCAGCGAAGUUCAGAUCUGUCUUCAAGGACUUUCCCUUUUUCAACUACGUUCAGUCCAAAGCACUUGAUGAUGUUCUUUACACGGGUAAAAACUUUGUAGCAUGUGCUCCUACUGGAUCUGGUAAAACGGUUCUAUUUGAGCUGGCCAUCAUUCGUCUAUUAAUGGAGACCCCAGAGCCCUGGAGAGACGUCAAAGCUGUCUAUAUGGCCCCUAUCAAAGCUCUCUGUAGUCAGUGCUUUGAGAGCUGGAAGAAGAAGUUUGGUCCCCUGGGGCUGAACUGUAAGGAGCUGACAGGCGACACAGAGAUUGAUGACUUCUUUGAGAUUCAGGACUCCCACAUCAUCCUGACCACGCCUGAAAAAUGGGACAGCAUGACAAGAAAAUGGAAGGACAACUGUCUGCUGCAGCUAGUCAGGCUCUUUCUUAUCGAUGAGGUGCAUGUGGUGAAGGAUGCGACACGUGGUGCCACGCUGGAAGUUGUGGUGAGCAGGAUGAAGGCCGUACAUGCCUACAGAACAGCACAAAAUCCGGAGACAGGCCUCUCUAUGAGGUUUGUGGCUGUAUCAGCCACCAUACCCAACCCCUCUGAUAUAGCAGACUGGCUUUCCAAUGAGAGUGGUCCAGCCACAUAUCUGGACAUGGACGAGAGCCAUCGUCCAGUAAAGUUGAGAAAGGUGGUACUGGGAUUCCCCUGCAGCCCGAACCAAACAGAGUUCAAGUUUGACCUGUCGCUCAACUACAAGAUGGCCAACAUCAUACAAACGUACUCUGACCAGAAGCCUGCAUUAGUGUUUUGCUCUACAAGGAAAGGAGUCCAGCAGUCAGCUGCAGUUCUGGCCAAGGAUGCUCGGUUCAUUUUGAGCAUUGAGCACAAGCAACGGCUGAUGAAAUAUGCAAGCACUAUUCUGGAUUCAAAACUGAGAGAUCUGGUGAUGUUAGGAGUUGGUUACCAUCAUGCAGGAGUUGACUUGUCGGAUAGGAAGUCGAUAGAAGAGGCCUUUACUAUGGGAGACCUGCCUGUCCUCUUUACCACCAGGACUCUGGCCAUGGGGGUGAAUCUGCCAGCUCAUCUGGUGGUGAUCAAGUCUACCAUGCAGUAUGUGUCAGGCACCUGUGAGGAGUACAGUGAGGCGGACUUGCUGCAGAUGAUAGGCCGAGCCGGAAGACCACAAUUUGACACAUCAGCAACUGCAGUGAUCAUGACCAAGAUUCAAACCAAAGACAAGUACAUGAAUCUCAUGAAUGGGGCAGACAUCAUCGAGAGCAGCUUACACAGUCACCUGGUGGAGCACUUGAAUGCAGAGAUUGUUCUCCAAACCAUCAGUGAUGUGAACAUGGCUCUGGACUGGAUACGCUCGACCCUCCUCUACAUCAGAGCCCUCAAGAACCCCACACACUAUGGUUUCUCUGCCAACUUAGACAGACAUGGAAUUGAAGCAAAAUUGCAAGAACUGUGUCUGAAGAACCUCAACUCUCUGUCCUCUAUUGGUCUGAUCGACAUGGAUGAGGAUAUCAACAUCAAACCAACAGAGGGCGGCAGGUUGAUGGCUAGGUUCUGUGUUGCCUUUGACACCAUGAAACAGUUCAGCAAAGUGGCUGGCACCGAGAACCUGUCUGACCUGAUUGAGUUAAUUUCGAAGAGCAGAGAGUUCAGCGACAUUCAGUUGAGAGUGAAUGAGAAGAAGUCCCUGAACACCUUGAACAGGGACAAGAACAGGACCACCAUCAGAUUUCCCAUUGAGGGAAAGAUCAAAACCAGUGAGAUGAAAGUGAACUGCUUGAUUCAGGCUCAGUUGGGUACCAUCCCAAUUCAAGAGUUUGGACUUACACAGGACAUAGGAAGGAUCUUCAAGAAUGGGAUGCGGAUCAGCAAAUGCCUGUCAGAGUUUCUGAGCCACCGAUCCAAGACUGGAUUCUCUGCUGUGCUUAAUUCCCUGGUCCUGGCGAAGUGCUUCAGAGCCAAGCUUUGGGAAAACUCGCCCUUUGUUUCCAAACAGCUGGAGAAGAUAGGUCAGAGUCUAUCAACUGCCAUGGUGAACGCUGGGCUCACCACUUUCAGCAAAAUAGAGCAAACCCACGCCAGAGAGCUUGAGCUGAUUCUCAACAGACAUCCACCAUUUGGCAACCAAAUUAGAGAAUCUGUCAUUCACCUUCCGACAUAUGAAGUUACAUUGGAGCAGCUUCCGAGGUAUAGCUCUGUUACGGCGGAGAUUGUGGUGAAGGUGAACCUUAACAACCAAGCACAGCUGUUGUCCAGGAGAACAGCUCCAGACCACCACUAUGUCUCUCUGAUUAUCGGGAACUCCGACAACACCGUGGUCUUCCUACAAAAACUCACAGACUCUGUGCUGUUGAAGUGUGGCAGCUGGUCGAAGAAGAUUGAGGUGACACGGGCCUCAAAAGGAGAGGAGAUCAGUGUCAAUCUCAUCAGCUCACAAUAUGUGGGCCUGGACAUCCAACAGAAGUUCAAUGUCUACUACUCUGGAGCCAGGAGGUACGGAACUGAUAAUCCAUACAACAAAACGUAUGAUCCGACUGGACAGAGGCCACAGCCACUGAAACCACAGUCUACAGAUCAGGAUGGAACUCAGAGCGAGUAUGCCACAUCUGCUACAGACCAAGAUUCAGGCAAUAAAAGACAGUGCAACCACUUCUGCAAGAAUAAGGAUCUCUGUGGCCAUGACUGCUGUAAAGUAGGUGUAAUUGUGGCACGGAAGCGGUCAGCAAAUCCAGAAUCAGGGUUCUUUUCCUAUUUGAAAGACCUGAGAACCAGGUGUGACACACUCCCACAGACUCCUGUCAAACGACUCAAGAUGAAAAUGAGCAUGGAGGAGUCUGUCUCUGUCGGCAUGCAGGACUUUGCUUACAAACCUAAGGAGAGGCUACCUACUGUUUCCUGGAAUGGAGAAAGUCAGUAUAAAGCUUCAGUGAGACCUUGCUCUGAGAUCGUGGAUCUAACGGGAGAAGACAGCGUUCAGCUGCCAGACAAAGUUCCUCUGGUCGAUGACGUUGACGGUGAUUUUGAGGACUAUGAGGAGGACGUGUACAGGAUGAUGGAGGAGCCUGUCCAAACACCUGCUGCGUUUCAGGCUCACCCUCAAAGGUGGAUGAACCCAGGAACCAGUGUUGGUGUGAGUCAGAACCAUAAACCGCUUCUAAACCAGAUCAAUACAACCUCUUACUCAAAGAGGUCUACUGCGGGCUCAAACCAGGGUGCUCACUAUGAAAAUGCUUCAUCCUCACAAAUACCAACUGUCAGCUUUGACCUGGGAAAUGAAUGGGACGACUGGGGCGACUUUGAUGACGAGAACUUGGUGCACGCCAGCGAGACGUCAUCGGCCUCUUGUCCAACUAAUGCUAAAGUCCAGCAGUCUCUUUACAUGCCAGGCUUUGCCGCUCCAUCUGCACCAGUACUCAGUCACUCACAAGUCAAACCCUGUAUAACCACUGCCAGAACACCACUGAGGUUGAUGCCACCAACUUUAAAUCCUGAGAUCAGAGAACCAGGACCCUCAGUGACCCUCAGACCACAGAACAAAAUCACACUAGACUGGAAUAAAAAGAGACCAAGCAUAUUCAGUGAAGAGAUCACAGUACAUACACCAGAAAAUCUCCCAAAGCAGACUGAGACCCGCGUGACCCCACUCACUAGAAGUUUUGGUUUCUUCUCAACAAUGAGCGUCCCAUCCAACACCAGCUCAUCUGUCAACAGAAGCAGCAACUGCAAAGAAGAGGAAGCUUUCCUUGGGAUAUUUGAUGGUAUAUUUUAGAAGUAUUGCUUGUCUUACUGGGACAUGAAUAUGUGGUUAACAUAAAGUGUUUUCUUAAUGUUUAUGGUCAUAUUUUGUUAACCGGUGAGCUUUACAUGAAGAGUUAUAGACUGUUUUGAAGUCAUGUUAUUGUAUGUUUAUAUUGUAAAUGAAACUAUUUGUUCUAAUGUAAUGUAAUUUAUUAAAUUAUUUAUUUAUUUAAUAAAGUCUGUUUAUUGGAUAAUUCAGUGCAGUCUGUGGAAUAAAUUAGCAUGGAGUUUAAUUAGAAGUAGCUUUGUGAAGUGUUUUAGGUGUGUAAAUAGAUGAGAAGUCUGCCCUUGUUUGUCUGAACA
Etheostoma spectabile (orangethroat darter) is the source of this 5085-nucleotide messenger RNA. RefSeq names its product helicase for meiosis 1 (gene hfm1). Gene Ontology annotation, molecular function: ATP binding; nucleic acid binding. The transcript is spliced from 40 exons. Lineage: Eukaryota; Metazoa; Chordata; Actinopteri; Perciformes; Percidae. The record is from RefSeq and is a predicted model, not a curated record. The coding region runs from base 146 to 4753 and encodes 1535 amino acids.